UAAACGUUUCCCUAUCAGCUUAAUUUAAUUUAUUUACGGUUGGAAACUCUUGGUAACUGGUACUUUUUCGUUUCACGAAAGUGCAGUUCAAAUAAAAAUGGGGUGUGUAGUUAAUAUAGUGAAGUAUAUUUUGCUUGCCGUUAAUACGUUAUACUCUAUAUUGGGUAUUGGAGUAAUAGCGAUUGGUGCACUGUUACUGGCGUACCAGUCUGAAAUUGAGAUAUUGAUCGCGUACAAAUAUUCCCUGGAUGUUUAUCGCGGUGUAUCGAUUGUGGUCAUCGUCUGCGGAUGCUUUUUGUUUUUUGUAGCCCUUUUUGGUUGCUGUGGAGUUAUAGCAGAAAAUCCACGUCUUCUUUUAGGGUUCGCGUUAUUUAUGACAAUAUUACUGGCCGCUAAGAUUUAUGUGGUUGUAAAAAUAUGUAGCCCAACGUUCAAAGAAUCAGUCGUAGGUAAACUGGAUAAUGCAUUGGCACGUGAUCCCAAAGCACAAAUUCAUUUAAUUGAAAGUGGGUUUAAAUGUUGCGGGACCAUGGGUGCGGAAUCAUAUGAAAAACUGAAUAUAACAAUACUGCCAACAACUUGCUGCCCUACUGAAACGCAAUUCUUAAGAACCCGACCAAGACCAUGUUUCAAAGAAAACGCCUACAAUGGAUGCCUAAAAAUUUUUAAUGCCCUCUUCUAUGCUGUUUUGACAUUUAUAAUCAUCGAGGCUGUCGGCGUGAUUUUCGCUUGGUGCCUGAUCUGCGACCUAAAUGCAGGGAGAGAACAAAAAUAAUUAUUGACAUCCGUAGACUAUUGAUAUUAUAAUAAUUGAUAAUAAUAAAUUGAUAACCCGCUUGGGACCAACAUUUGAUUAAAAAAUGAUAGCAUUAAAUUUCUAUUAUAAU
This is a messenger RNA of Ostrinia furnacalis (Asian corn borer), 887 nucleotides long. Its product is annotated as CD63 antigen-like. The transcript has 5 exons. Gene Ontology annotation, cellular component: plasma membrane. Bases 98 to 775 code for a protein of 225 amino acids. NCBI's taxonomy places the organism in Eukaryota, Metazoa, Arthropoda, Insecta, Lepidoptera, Crambidae. The record is from RefSeq and is a predicted model, not a curated record.